AUGGCAGUAGACCUCAUGGCUGUCAAUACAUGGACGGACAGAAUAACAAGUGUAUCUCGGUUGAUUAUAAGUGAUGAUUUUCGUCGUUGUUACGAGCACAUUCACACAAUAACUGUACGCCUCCCUGUUAAUCAAUCUGGGGAGGAUAACAGCUGAAUGCCUUUCCAGUUCUGUCCUCAGUGUGGGACAAAGUUGCAGCCUGGAUUCAGAUUCUGUCCAUCGUGUGGAGAGAAGCUUCCGAGUCCUGGUCCUGAUGAACCUAUAACCGUGAGCUCGACAGCUUCUUUAAGUCGCACUCCACUCAAGAGUGGUGAAGCUGCAAUAUCAGUAGUUAACACAAGCCUUGUUGCUUCAAGUGCAAGUGUUGAGCCCACUGAGAGUAAAGCCUAUGCUUGCACUACAUCAUUUCCACUAACACCUCGUCCUGCACUCCGAAAGACCCGUAACUCCCUACGACUGGACAAGGAUGUUAAAUUCAACCUUGCCACUUCACCUGUGGUGCUCCCCACUAAACCGGUCAGAGAUGACAAGACAGAAGACCGUGGUGUUGGAUUGGCUAGAACUCCUACAAAGCAGCACACAGUCACUUUUAAACCUGAUGCAUCAGUAGAGCCAACUGUAGAGUCUUCCUCUUCUCCUCUUGCAAAAUCCCCUCGACCUGUCAGGGGAAAGGCAAAACUCUCCAGCCCUGCUAAGAAGCAGGCAGAAGAUGGAAAGAAGCUGACUGAUAAAACAAGUAAGAAAGCAGAAGAAUCGGCAGUAGACGGAUGUCCGGUGGCCGUGACUUCCCCUGUUUCCUCUCCAAUCUCCAGGUCACCAUUUAGAGCUACAGCAAAAAGCAAAGCCAAGAAGGCAAAGCAUGUGCCGGCUGUGGAGCCGCUUCAGGAAGGUGAAGAAGUGACGGACACAGUGGGCAAGAACUGGAAGCUGCUGAAACUGCUCAGUCAGUGUACGACGGAACUCCUCUACGAAGUGGCCCAAACAGUUUCACGACCCAGUUCCAAAGAAUCAAAUCACAUCCUCAAACUGGGAGCUAAAGAUGGGAGAAUCUUUAAUGAGCAGAACUUCCUGCAGAGAGCUGCUAAACCUGCAACUGUGGACAAGUGGAUCAAACAAAACAAGUUGGAUUUUCUUGGGAUUCCUUCCUGUGUUGGCUUCGGUCCUCAUGCAGAUUCCUACAGGUUUUUGAUUUUCCCAGACAUGGGUCAGUCUCUGCAGUCUGUCAUGGAGGAAGAAGAUGAGCUUCUGUCUGAGAAAGUCGUCCUGCAGCUCGCCUGUAGAAUAUUGGAUGUUCUGCAGUAUAUCCAUUCAAAUGAGUAUGUUCACGCUGAUAUAAAUGCAGAAAACAUUUACAUCAAACCAGGACAGAAAUCACAGGUAUAUCUGGUAGGAUACUGCCAUGCUUUCAGGUUCUGUCCAGGUGGACAACAUGUUGAGUACCGUGAAGCCAGCAGGACGCCACAUGAGGGCACCAUCGAGUUCAUCAGCCUGGACACACACAAGGGAGCAGCUCCAUCUCGACGCAGUGACCUGCAGUCUCUUGGUUACUGCAUGCUGCGCUGGCACACAGGGACACUGCCGUGGACGGCUGUCACUCAGCCGGACCAGGUAGCCACACAGAAACAGAGGUACAUUGAGGAUGUUCCUGCCCUGUUGAGCCACUGCUUUGGAAAGAAGAGAGUCUCCAGUGCAUUUCAAACAUACCUGACCACAGUGAUGACUCUGCAGUUCUCUGAGCAGCCGGACUACUCUGUGCUGAAGGACGGACUCAGUCGGGCUUUACUGCAGCUGGGAGGGUCGCUGGAGCAGCCGCUCAGUUUUUAGAGAAGUGGAACAAAAAGAAAACAACUAGAAGAUGGGCUGUUUUUUUUUUGUUGUUUUUUUUAAAACUCAUGCUGUUUAUCUGUGAUGUUUCAUUGCACUGAGAGUGUUGUAGAGUUCAGUCUGUGUAGAUGACACUCAGGAUUAUUGGGUUUCCAUUAGGAUCAUUUUAAUCAUUUAUGACAUUGUUGUGUUUUCUCAGAGGAGUUGCACUGUUGGGUUUACAUGUCACUGCUAACGACAAUAGUGAGAGUCAAGUUUUUGAGUUUUGCAGAACAGAUGUGUGUGAUAUUGAUGCUUUGUUAGAUAAAUGUGUCACAGUGGUCUUCUAAACUUUACUGGUAUUUUGACUGAUCGCUUGUUUUUCUAUUAGAUUAUGUGUUUUUUAAUGAAUUCACCAGGGAUGUGUUUCCCUGUUUUACCUCUUUGACAGAAACCGUUAAAAAACAAGCCAACAUACAGCUGAAUUAACACAAAUUCUCAACGUUCAUUUAAGUAUCUGCACACAUCGUUUGUUUGCCUGAACAAAACCACAGCGUUUGUUACAAGUGCCUUAUUGUCCUUUGACAUUCAGUUAUUUGGUCUGAAAUUCAUAGAGCACCAGAAACACAUAAUUUAUUAAUGUUCACAAGUAAACCUCUCCAUUUAAAUAUGUGUUUUAAAUAAAUAAUUCUUCAGUAAA
Molecule: messenger RNA, 2503 nt
Organism: Acanthopagrus latus (yellowfin seabream)
Lineage: Eukaryota; Metazoa; Chordata; Actinopteri; Spariformes; Sparidae
Gene: vrk3
Product: VRK serine/threonine kinase 3
Exons: 16
Coding region: 157-1824 (555 amino acids)
Biological process (GO): peptidyl-serine phosphorylation; signal transduction
Cellular component (GO): nucleus; cytoplasm
Molecular function (GO): protein serine/threonine kinase activity; ATP binding
Source: RefSeq, a predicted model, not a curated record